AUGGGCUGGAACCCGCUCGCUACUGGCAAGGGCGCCGCGCCCGAGCAUGUCACCGACGAGAUCAACCCGCCCACCCUCGACCCGCAGGCCGAGGCGGCCAUCCAGAAGUCCAAGGAGGAGAAACGCUUCCUCAUGAAGCUCGACAUCUUCCUGCUUACCUUUGGGUGUAUCUCUCAGAUCAUCAAGUACCUCGACCAGACGAACAUCAACACCGCCUAUGUCUCUGGCAUGUCCGAGGCGCUCAAGUUCGAAGGCAACGAGCUCAACUACUUCAAGACGUACUUCAACAUUGGCUACUGUAUCUUCCUCAUCCCGUCCCAGGUCAUCAUCACCCGUGUGCGCCCGUCCAUCUGGCUCCCGGCCCUCGAGUUCAUCUGGGGCGCGCUCACUGGCGUCAUUGCGGCCUGCAACACUAGCAAGCAGAUCUACGGCGUGCGCGUGCUUAUCGGCCUCGCUGAGAGCUCGUGCUACCCUGGUACUGUGACCAUGCUUAUGACCUGGUACACCCCCCUGGAGAUGGCCAAGCGCAUCGGCUUCUACCACUCGUGCCAGGCCUUUGGCGGCAUGAUGUCCGGGGCCAUGCAGACGGGCAUCAUCAGGAGCCUCGAGGGUCGCCACGGCAUCCAGGGCUGGCAGUGGACUUUCAUUAUCAACUGCAUCAUGACCAUCUGCGUCGCCCUCCUCGGCCCCUUCUUCAUCCCCGACUUCCCCGACAAGCCCAACAAGCUGGCCUUCUGGCUCACGGAGCGCGACUACGAGAUUGCGCAGGCCCGUCUCCGCCGCUUCCGCCGCGAGUCGCCCAACCCCAUCAACUGGCCCACCUUCUGGCGCAUGCUCAAGAACCCCAUGCUCUACAUCAUGAUCUGGAUCUACGUCGGCAUGCUGCUUGCGCAGAGUGCAGGAGACUAUUUCCAACUCUGGCUGAAUAGUCUUGUGCAUGAGGAUGGCAGCAAGGUGUGGACGAGGACGAUGCUCAACGCCAUCCCGCUUGGUGGCUACGCGCUCCAGAUCGCCGCGGUGUGGUUCUGGUCGUUUGCUUCCGACAUUCUCAAGACCCGCUGGACUAUUCUGCUCGCGCAGUGCGUCAUCGGUAUUCCCGGCGCUAUUAUCAUGACCGUGUGGAACGUACCCGACGCGGCCAAGUACUACAGCUACUUCAUCCUGUACUGUGUGGCGGCUGGCGGCCCGCCCCUCUGGGCCUGGCUCUCGGAUAUGUUGCCCUCGGACGCCGAGCAGCGCGCGCUCAUUCUCGGCUCGUGCAUCACCGCCUUCUACGCCAUCAACGCGUGGGCCAACAUCCUCAUCUACCCCGCCAAGGAGGCGCCGCACUACAAGUUUGGCUGGCCCGUGUCCCUCGCCCUGUGGAUCACCUGUGGCCUCUGGGUUGUCGGUCUGCGCAUCUACGACAUCAAGGUCGUCCGCCCGCGCAACUUCCGGGCCGCGCAGGAGGCGUUCGAGGAGGCCGAGGCCAACGUGCGCGACUCGGUCGAGUACAACGUUGGCGACGACAAGGUCGACGCCGACGGCAAGGUUGACGGCAAGGACGCCGUUCAGCGUGUUUCUUAG
Molecule: messenger RNA, 1566 nt
Organism: Vanrija pseudolonga
Lineage: Eukaryota; Fungi; Basidiomycota; Tremellomycetes; Trichosporonales; Trichosporonaceae
Product: Pantothenate transporter liz1
Exons: 5
Coding region: 1-1566 (521 amino acids)
Biological process (GO): transmembrane transport
Cellular component (GO): membrane
Molecular function (GO): transmembrane transporter activity
Source: RefSeq, a predicted model, not a curated record